Messenger RNA from Pelobates fuscus (common spadefoot toad), 2016 nucleotides. It is a transcript of the gene IL10RA, whose product is annotated as interleukin 10 receptor subunit alpha. The record is from RefSeq and is a predicted model, not a curated record. The transcript has 9 exons. Gene Ontology annotation, cellular component: plasma membrane. Gene Ontology annotation, biological process: cytokine-mediated signaling pathway. Lineage: Eukaryota; Metazoa; Chordata; Amphibia; Anura; Pelobatidae. Gene Ontology annotation, molecular function: cytokine receptor activity; protein binding. The coding region runs from base 64 to 1917 and encodes 617 amino acids.
AUCAGUAUUGCACUAACUAGUAACAAUAAAACAACCUUCGAGAAGGGAUGACCGCGCUUACCUAUGGCAGAUUUUGUAUUUCUACUGCUUGUUAGAGCUGCUCUCUGUCUUAUAACCCCAGUAAGAGCUGACAGCCUCUCUGCUCCUGAAGAUGUGUACUAUGAAAACGAUUUCUUAACAUGGACUCCUGCCAAUUCUAACAUAGACGGCAAUUCGUAUGAAGUGGAGUAUUCUGGCUUUGGAAGUGGGAUUUGGAAGCCUGUUCCUCAUUGCUCUCCUACUUUAAAUCACACAUGUUCGCUGGAAGUGAAGACUUUACCUGAAGCAGAAGGAUAUUAUGGGCGAGUCAGGACUAUCUCUGGGAAGCAAACAUCAAAAUGGGUGCAAACCGAACUCAAACUCAACUCAACAAACUCAAACUCUAAAUCAGACAAAGGUGACAUCCUCUCCGUGCCACAGGAAGUGCACUUUGAGUUGGAAUUCUUUCCCCAUCUUUUAAAAUGGUCGCCUCCUAAUUCUACCACUGACAACAUUACAUAUGAAGUGCAGUAUAUCAGGUAUGGGGGUUUAUGGGAACCUGUACCGCAUUGCUCUCCCACCUUCGAUCUCAGCUGUGACCUGACAGUAGAGACAUUACCUGAAUCUUUAGGAUAUUAUGGAAGAGUCAGGAGUGUCUCUGGGAACCAAACAUCGGAGUGGAUCCGAACAAAUCGCUACACAUCCAAAGAUGUUAAACUAUCCCCACCCAGCGUCGACCUCCAUGUAGAUGGCAGCUCUUUCAUUGUCCAUCUUACUCUACCUAAAAUCGAAUACAUGAACCUCACCCAGCGAUUCGAGGAUAUUUUCCCGUUUUCUCGUGUCUACACUAUACAUGUUCGAAGAACCUCAGAUAACCAUAGAUUUGAACAGGAGGAGGACGAACUACAAUUCCUCAUCUCUGACCUGGCUGGAGGACAUGAGUACUGUGUGUCUGUACAAACUUCAGUCACAUCCCGCGGUAACAUUGGAAAGCUUUCCAAAGAACACUGUGCUUGGCUUCCAGUGAAUGAAGUCGACAGCAGCAUGCUUGUCAUUGUGGCUUCCAGUAUCCUGGCUAUUGUGGCAUUCCUAAUCUUCUUCAACAUCUUCAUCUGUUUCUACCUUCGGAAAAGAGUGAAGACUCCACCAGCUCUGAAGUCUCUCAUUAAGAGAAGUUGGUCUUGGAUAGAUAGACCUGCUACUCCCACAACGGAGGGCAAGAUUUCUUUAUACUGGGAGAGUGAACUGACUGAUCAUCUCAUGUUGGAACCAAGAAAUUCCUUGUUGCGUAGCAGUGCUGACAGCGGAUUUGGAAGCCAGAUUUUAACAGGAAGAUGCAUAAUGCCUCUGAAUGGGUUCUCAAAAUAUGACAGAGAUGACAUUGACCCAGAUACAAAUAUAAGUCAAACAACACAAAUUAUGGAUAUUCCUGUGAAUAGACAGAACUCCGAAAUCCACGGAGAUGACAGUGGGAUAAGCUUAUCCACGGAUUCCCCAGUUCUUAAACGCAGCUGUAGCAAUAGGGGGUCCAUAUAUGAAAAAGACUUUGAAAGUUCUGAAGACGGUAGCAAAGAGAUUCUGGAAAAUGAAGUAUCGGGAUAUCUGAAGCAGCCAGUUUCUAAGGAUGCUCCGAUGGAUGUAGAAGACAAAGAUAUUCAGAAAACUUGGCAAUUAAGCACUAGUGGUUACCAUAAGCAAGGCUCAGAAAACUUAUAUAAUUGUCAUUCGGAUUUUCAGGGACACUGUGAUGAUCUACAAGGACCUUGGACUCAGAUACCAGAAGGGUUUACUUCUACAGUCCCACUUACUCCAGCUUUCAGUCCUUUCAGCAGGGUUUUGUUGGACCUGGGGGUCAAUCCUCUUUCUCUGGGAGAUGUAGAGCUUGUGGAUAUUUCAUGAUUACCCAAAAGAUAGGACUUUAAAAUAAUGUUUCCUGAUAACAUUGAUGUAGCCAUGACAGGAUGACAGACUCUUAUCCUCAAUGUCCAAGCUGUAACA